Molecule: messenger RNA, 1011 nt
Organism: Anastrepha obliqua
Lineage: Eukaryota; Metazoa; Arthropoda; Insecta; Diptera; Tephritidae
Exons: 1
Coding region: 75-680 (201 amino acids)
Source: RefSeq, a predicted model, not a curated record
UCGAACGCGUAACACAAAGCCUGGAUUAUAGCGCAACAUCUCAAGCAGCUGAUAGUAAAUUAAAUCACAACAAAAUGCAUAGCUUACUUGUGAUCGCCUGCACCUUAGCGAUGGCUACGGCCAUGCCUGAGCCGCCCUCACGUUACGGACCACCACCAGUGCCGCAAAAGCAAUACGGUCCACCACCAGCGGCACCAGCGGAACAAUACGGCCCACCAGCACCAGCUACACAGGCACCUUCCCAACCUUUACCGGUUUACGGCCCACCAGCGCCCUUCUACGGUCCACCACCGGCCACUGAGGCUGUCGUAACAAAAAAUGUGUACGUGCAUGUGCCACCAGAGGAGACGGAAUUGUAUCAGCCACCAGCACCUAUCCAAACUGCCUUGCCCAAGAAGCACUAUAAGAUCAUCUUCAUCAAGGCACCAAAUCCACCAGCUCCAGUGCAACAAGUGGUGCCUCCACCCGUACAGGACGAACACAAGACACUCGUCUAUGUGUUGGUGAAGAAACCAGAGGAACAACAGCCAUUAAUAUUGCCAUCACCUGCACCAACCGAACCCAGCAAGCCAGAGGUUUACUUCAUCAAAUACAAGCAACAGCCCAAGCCCGCUUCCCAGUACGGACCACCACCUGCACCGGCCUCUGAGUAUGGCCCACCACAGGCGGAGAAGUUUUAAGCCAGUACCUGAGAAUUGGAGUAGAUGACGUGGCGCUAGUAGGCGCUUGCUUGCUAUUGUAAAUAGGUUUCAAUCACCCUACGAAUACUUAGUGUGUUGUUUUACGAAUUAGUACAAUUUUGUUUUAAAUGAACUCCGCCAAGAAGGUGGCGGUGUCACAUACCUAUGUAUGUGUGUAAAUACAUACACAACUACAUACAUAUUUACGUAUUAAGCUUCUUAUUCCAGACGAACCUUUUUUCUAUGCACAUAUUGUUGAUUUUGUUAUUGUUUUUACUUUUUGUUUUUGUUGUUAUACCAAAAGACCUAUUAAAUUAUGUUCCCAUUUAUA